CCUCCCCACAUACAUACACAUACAUACAUACACACACACACACAUACACACACAUACAAACAGACUCCCUAAAAUGGCGCACACAGCUCGGACCCGUUUCCCAGCUCGGCCCUGGAAAAAAUCGGGACGGUCGCGGAUCCCGAGCUUGAGGAAAGAUUUGAAACACGGAUUCGACGCCGCCUUGCCCGUCUCCGCCGCCAUCGGCAAAAACCUGCACAAGUUCCACGACCUCUUCGGUGAAAGCAGCAGCAGUGAGGAUGAACAGUUUUUGGGUUUCUGCUCAGAUGACAACAGUGUACGAAGCCCUACAAGAUGCCAUUCCAGACCCCAGAGAGUUGAAUCACCUCAAAGGAAGCUUCGAGGAAGACAAAGGACAUUUUCUUCUCAAAGCUCGGAUGUGUUAUCUGAUUCAUCCUCUGCAUUGUCCCCUCCAAACAAGCCUGAAUUAAAGCCUGAUGAGAAGGAGAAGAAGCAAGAGCUUAGCAGUGGGGACAGGAGGAGAGGCCGGCCUCCAGUGCUGAGCAAUCCCAAACUUCAUCUUUCGCAUGACAAGAAAGUGACAACAAAUGGGAAAGCAGAAAAGCAAAAAACUGAAAAAGAAAAGAAAAUGAAAAAGAAACCGUCUGUGUUACUGCAGCAGGCUACAAAAAUCAAGAAGCUCAGGGCAGUCAAACUGUCCCCUUUGCAGUCUAAAUUAAAGAAAGCUAAACUACAGAUAAAUAGUAAUGGGGGGAAGAUUGAGCGGAGAAGAGGGAGGCCACCAUCCUCUGAGCGAUUGAAGACCGUUCCAAAACUACUUGUUCCUCCACAACCCAAGAAACAAAAGAAAUUUCGCAAGGAGAAGGAUAUCACAUCAACACCAAAGCAGUCGGUGACUAAGGAGGUAAAAACUGAUGUCAAACAGAGGCCCCGCAGAAUAACUAAACCAGUCAGAGUUGUACCUGUCACAAAAAGGACAGAUGCAGCCAUUGCAAAACAGUUACUGCAGAGAGCCAAAAAAGGAGCGCAGAAACGGAUGGCUUCACCUCAGCUGAAAAAUAUUCGUCAGUUUAUCAUGCCAGUAAUCAGUGCCAUUUCUUCGAGGAUAAUUAAGACUCCAAAAAGGUUCAUUGAAGAUGACAGUUAUGUUCCUCCUGUCAAGGUACCACGCCUAGAGUCAACUCCAACUGGCCGGUUCAGCACAAUAUCUUGUGGGUCCAGUGAGAAGUCUAGUGCUGUUUCACAGCAUUCUUCACAAAUGUCCUCUGACUCUUCACGGUCAAGCAGCCCCAGUGUCACCUCCACUGAUUCACAGGCAUCUGAUGAAUUGCAGGCUCUUCCUGAAGCAAACCAGUCCACAGACUUGCAUAGUUGUUUAAAUACUACGCAGUCGAGUGAAUCGGGUGGUAUGGAUAAAAAGGGUCAUCGAUUCUCAAUGCCGGAAAGAGGCAAUACAGCAAGCAAAAAAUUGCCAACUUCAUCACCGCAACCAACAUCAUCAUCUCCACCACCACCCUUGCUUUCUCCUCCCCCUCCAUUGCAACAAUCUUCAAAUAUGUCUGAUCACUCUCCCUGGUUAAUGCCUCCAACAAUACCAUUUAUUCCACCAACCACACUGCCAGAGAAGCGGAAAUCUAUCUUGAGAGAGCCAACGUUUAAAUGGACAUCGCUAAAAAACCUGAGGCCAGAAUCGCAUCAGUACUUCUCCUCAGCAAAAUAUGCCAAAGAGGGACUCAUCCGCAAGCCGAUAUUUGAUAACUUCAUAACGUCGCCUUUGACUCCUGAAGAUGUUGGCUUGCCGUCCAGAUUUCAUGCGUCCUCCAACACCCCACCACCACGCUUUUUCUCACAGCUUCACCCUGCCUCUCGGUUUGAUACACAUAAGAGAAGCCCUCUACUUCGUGCCCCACGAUUCACUCCGAGUGAAGCUCACUCCAGGAUAUUUGAGUCUGUUACUGUGUCAUCACAUGCUGUGGGUCGAUCUUCUGUUUCUGCUUCAGCAAAAGGACAUUCUUCCAGAAGGAAGAAGAAAGAGAUGCAUAUCCCAAGUCGCACUGAUCCAAAAUCUCCCUCGCACUCCAUGAGAACCAGAAGUGGGCGAUUAAUUUCCACAGAUUUGUCGCCAGUCACUCCGCAGGCAUCUGUAGCCUCUUCAUCUCCUGUAAGCUCCAUCCUAACUGGUGCCUUAACUCCCCCUCUUGGUAGUUUGGUGCACACUGAGGGAACAGUAAAGGAUAAAGAUGGUAGAUCAAAGUUGGGAGCGAGACAGACCAGCACUCCAGGGGACAGCUUCUCUGUGGACUCUGCCAGUCCAACACCUCCGCUGUUUCCAUCACUAGCACCGAGCGUCCAAAAGGACAAAGGGAAAAACAAAGACAAACUAAGUGAAGAUUUAUCCAAAGAGAAAGACAGUGAGAGAGGGUCUGAGAAAGACAGAGAUCGAGACAAAGAAAAGGAAAAUAAACGUGAAACAAGGAAAGACAAAGAAAAAAAGUCUCAGAGUAAGGGAACAGAGGUUCAGAGUGCUGCACCUUUGUUUCUUUUUCCCAGGGCGGUGGAUGAAGACAGAGCUACAGAGGAUGCAGCUGCUUCAUCUUCCAUGAAGAAAGUUUCAGGGAGAACCAAAAAGUUGAUAUCAAAUGAUAAAAAUGUAGCAGCAAUGGGUGAUAGCCCAGCCGCAAACCUGUCAGAUGUGAGGAGUAAGAAUUCGAAGAAAGGCAGGCUUGGAUCUGAAGAGGUAGGCCCUGUGAUAGGUGAUACUGAAAACACUGCAGCUGCUUCCGUAGGCAAUAAAGACAAGCCUCCUCAACAUUCCUCCAUUACUGCGAUGCUGUCGUCUGGUACUCUAAAACAUUCUGCACCUGCUAUUAGUAGCAUGCUUGCACAAGCAGACAAAAUGCCAACAACUGAUAAGCGCGUUGCAAACCUGCUGAGAAGGGCCAAAGCACAGCUCUGCAAAAUAGAGAAGAGCAAGUCAUUAAAAAUAACUGAUCCAACAAGAUCACAGGGUCAAGAAAGUGACUCUUCAGAAGCAUCAAUACGAGGGCCUCGUAUAAAACAUGUUUGCAGACGGGCUGCUGUUGCCCUAGGUCGGAAGAGGGCUGUGUUCCCUGAUGACAUGCCUACCCUGAGUGCCUUGCCAUGGGAAGAGCGUGAGAAGAUACUGUCUUCAAUGGGAAAUGAUGAUAAAUCGUCUGUAGCUGGGUCUGAGGAUGCUGAACCACCUGCGCCAGUAAUUAAACCAGUUGCUAAGCACAAGGUGCCACAGGAGCCUGUUGUUCGAAAAGGGAGGAGAUCACGUAGGUGUGGGCAGUGUCCAGGCUGUCAGGUACCAGAUGACUGCGGCCAAUGUACAAACUGCUUGGACAAACCCAAAUUUGGUGGUCGGAAUGUGAAGAAACAAUGCUGCAAGAUGCGGAAAUGUCAAAAUCUCCAGUGGAUGCCUUCUAAAGCACCUCCACCAAAACCAGUUAAAGUAAAGAAAAAGGAAAAGAAAACAAAAACACAAGAGAAGAAGGAACUUCCAGCAGUCAAACAGCAUUCUGACUUCAGCCAUAAGAGCUCUCCCCAGGGUGGUUCACAAGGGCAGGAGCAUGCCCAGAAAACUAACCAGGUUCCUCAUCAACACAAUGACCAGCAGUUUGAGGAAGACAAUUCCUCUCCACCUUCUGAAGCCCGGCAGCAAACAGCUAUAGUUUCACCUACCCGGAAACCUAACAAACAGCCCCCUCAGCCACCUGACCUCAGCCUGCCUCAGCAGCCAGGACCUGUGCAACUAAAGAAAGAAUCAGUCAAGCCUGGGCUGAAUGACCCUAAGAAAAAACAGCCAUUGCAAACAGAUUCAGCACUAGAGCUGAGCAAGCAGAAGAAAGCCCCUGCUCGUUUCAAUGUUCAGUUAAAAACUAAAAAGCCGAAAGAAAAGGAUAAAGUGAUUGCUGUCAGCAAGUUUGAACCCAGUACUCUGAACCUGCUCACCCCUUUGACGAAUGUCACCUGUGGAAAACAAAAACCGUUAGCAGAUGGAGUCCAUAGGAUCAGAGUGGAUUUCAAGGAGGACUGUGAUGUGGAAAAUGUGUGGGAGAUGGGUGGACUUAGUAUCCUGACUUCUUUACCCAUCACUCCCAGGGUGGUCUGCUUCCUCUGUGCCAGUAGUGGACAUGUUGAGUUUGUUUACUGUCAGGUGUGCUGUGAGCCUUUCCAUCUCUUCUGCUUGGAGGAAAAUGAGCGACCCCUGGAGGAGCAGUGGGAGAAUUGGUGUUGUCGGCGCUGCAAGUUCUGUCACGUUUGUUGCCGACAGAAUAAAUCUUCAAAGGUAAUGCAGCUCCUGGAGUGUGGCAAGUGUCGAAACAGCUAUCAUCCAGAGUGCCUGGGACCAAACUACCCAACAAAGCCAACCAAGAAAAAGAAAGUAUGGAUCUGUACAAAGUGUGUCCGAUGUAAGAGUUGUGGAGCCACAACACCAGGGAAAGGCUGGGAUGCGCAGUGGUCACAUGAUUUUUCUUUAUGUCACGAAUGUGCAAAGCUGUUUGAUAAAGGAAACUUCUGCCCACUGUGUGACAAGUGCUACGAUGAUGAUGAUUAUGAGAGCAAGAUGAUGCAGUGUGGAAAAUGUGAUCGAUGGGUUCAUGCAAAGUGUGAAAGCCUGUCAGAUGAGAUGUAUGAGAUCCUGUCAAAUCUUCCAGAAAGUGUGGCAUACACAUGUAUAAACUGCACAGAGCAGCAUCCUGCAGAAUGGCGGCUGGCAUUGGGAAAGGAACUGCAAAUCUCUUUAAAGCAAGUUCUGACUGCACUACUAAACUCGAGGACUACAAGCCACUUGUUACGCUAUAGGCAGGCAGCCAAGCCACCUGAUUUAGACCCAGAGACUGAGGAAGCUGUCUCAGUCCGCAGCUCGCCAGAAGGUCCUGAUCCUCCAGUUCUAAUAGAAGUGAACCAACAAGAUGAACAACCUCUUGAUCUAGAAGGGGUAAAGAGGAAGAUGGAACAGGAGAGAUAUCAUUCAGUGCUGGAGUUCAGCGAUGACAUUGUGAAGAUCAUUCAAACAGCAAUGAAUUGCGAUGGAGGGCAACCUGAAAACAAAAAGGCCAAUAGCAUGGUCAAAGCAUUCUUUAUACGACAAAUGGAGCGAUUCUUCCCAUGGUUUCGUGUGAAGGAAUCCAAAUUCUGGGAGCCCAACAAGGUUACCCCAAAUAGUGGAAUGCUACCAAACGCAGUGUUGCCACCAUCAUCGGAUCACAACUAUGCUCAGUGGCAAGAACGGGAGGAGAGCACUCGCACUGAGCAGCCUGCACUUACCAAGAAGAUCAUACCCGCACCACAACCAAAAGGACCUGGAGACCCUGAUUCACCAGUGCCUCUGCCCCCACCACCCCUUGCAAUUGCAGCAGGCUCUGACAGAAGCCGAGAGGACAGUCCUGAUAUCGACCCCCCUCCUGAUGUGGAAGACAACAGGCAGUGUGUGCUUUGCCUGAAAUAUGGAGAUGACAACAGAAACGAUGCUGGGCGUCUUCUGUACGUUGGCCAGAAUGAGUGGACACACAUAAACUGUGCCUUGUGGUCAGCGGAGGUCUUUGAAGAUGAUGAUGGCUCUUUGAAGAAUGUGCACAUGGCUGUAAUCAGGGGCAAGCAGCUGCGUUGCGAGUGUUGUCAGAAGGCUGGAGCUACUGUUGGUUGCUGUCUUACAUCCUGUCAAAGCAAUUACCAUUUCAUGUGCGCUCGGGCAAAGAACUGUGUGUUCCUGGAUGACAAGAAAGUGUACUGCCAGCGGCACAAAGAUCUAGUCAAAGGGGAGACUGUUGCCGAUGAUGGGUUUGAGGUUUCACGUAGGGUUUAUGUCAACUUUGAGGACAUAACUUUAAGAAGGAAAUUUCUGACAGGCCUUGAGCCAGGCAGUAUCCACAUGAUGAUAGGAUCUAUGACAAUAGAUUGUUUGGGGAUACUCAAUGAUCUCUCUGACUGUGAAGCCAAAUUAUUUCCAAUCGGCUAUCAGUGCUCAAGGGUGUACUGGAGUACAACGGAUGCUAGGAAGCGAUGUGUUUACACAUGCAAGAUCCUGGAGCAUCGACCUCCUCCAGCGGAAGCAGAAGAAAACAGCACUUUAGAGCAUAGUGAAAACAGAACCAUCGUGCACAGCCCGAGCAGUCCAUCAGAAAUUGACAUGGCGGAGAGUCACAAUACAAAUAUGUCUGAAAUACCAGACCACCAUCCACCUUCCCUCACACCUGGGCCUAUACCUCCUAGAUUACAGCUGGGAAGCAGGACUCAGACAUCCAGUUUCUCCCCAACACGACGAUCUCCAAGUACUGGAUCGAGACCCCUUCCAUCACCAGGGAGCCCCACCCCGAUGAUUCAUGAGAUUGUCACAUUUGCUGAUGCCCUACUGUCAUCAGGGAGAAGAAGUACCAUUUCCAGACGACAUAGUACGUCUUCUGUAUCACCGCAACAUUCCAGGCACAGAUUGGCGGCUUCUUCCCAAAUGGGCAUGACAUGCCUAAGAUCGAGUGGGAACAUUAACACAUCACCAUUGUCAUCGCUCAAUAUGUUAUCAGACGCUGAGACUGGGAGUCACCUUGGUGAAAUUGUUCAUAAAGCAUUUCAUUCAGGCAAACUAAGCACUUCACACCAAGGAUUUUCUGGUCCGUCUAGCCGUCAAAGAUUCAGUAGUAUUGAUUCUGCCACGAUACAUCUUUCAGGAAUUUCUCAAGCGGUAGGUUCCCAACCUAACAGGUCAUUGCUGACAUCCACAGGGCAUUACAGCUCAAAAGAACAUUCUCUGUUUUCAUCUGGUAGCCAGUCUCAAAACAGUGCCUUGAAAGGUGAAAAUAUUACAGCUGUAAAUGCAUUGGACGGUUCAGUGACAACAUCAGCAUUAGCACAAACAUCUAACUCAGUUACAACAGUAACUGUAUCACGUUCUUUACAGAAAGAAGCAUUUAAUAACAGUGGGUUGCAUACAAACUCUAAUUCGGUAACAUCUAUCUCCAAAGAAACUAAAGGCUGCACAUUACCUUUCCAUCCAAAGGAUUCAAGAAGGUUGGUUGAGCAAAGUAAAGACACUGUUCAAACAGGAAAGAUAAGUGGAUUUCAUGCUCUAAGUCACGAAUCAGAAAGGACAAGGCUACAGUCUGCUGGAGCCAGCCAUAUCAUGGUCACAGCAAAUGAGCAUCCUCGUUCAAACUGCAUAGAGAAGCGAUCUGGCAUGAAAGCAUCCUCCGCUGAUCUUUCCAGAAACAGCAAAGUGCAGGCAGUAAAGCAUUUUGAGGGGUGUCCAACUGCAGAUUCUGCUGUAGAUGUAAUAGUUAAUGCAAAAGGAGCUAGCAGCUUGUUGGCUGAAAUAGAUAAGAAAGCUCAAUCUACUGAUGAAUCUAAACAGAGGCCUGGGGACAGAUCUGCUGGUAUUGAGCAUCCUCUGGUCACGAUCACUGGAGAUGGAGUCCAGUCUGCCUUAGAAAAAGUCCAGUCUGACACUGGCAAAAAAGAAAUGCUUGCUUCCCAAAAGCAAGGAAUUCUCGGGUGUUUAGAACCCGAGUACCUUGUUGAAGAAGAUCACGAUAAAGGUUUGACCGCAUCCAUGUCGGGCAGCUCUCAGGGAGGUGAUGAGGCUGUAUCCUCUUCAGUUGUGCCUUCUGUAAUGUCAGAAAGUCCAGAAAAUGAACGGGAAGUCCUCCGGUGUCCAAAAUGCAACAAAAUCUACAAGCAAAGGGUGAAAAAUCUUUUUCAGAAACAUGUCCUGCAGUGUGGAAAUCAAACUUCACAGGAUGAUGGAGAUGGGAGCAAAACACAGGAUAAUGAUUCAAACAAAAGGCGGUAUCCCCGCCGGAGUGCCAGAGCACGCUCAACUACAUUUUUUGGGUUGACUCCCUUUUAUGGUGUAAAGUCAUAUGGUGAGGAGGACUUUCCAUUCUACCGGGAUCCUUCAGGAAAGAAAAGGGCAGAACAAUCAACUCAAGGACAGGUAGAUGGAGCUGACGAUCCAAACACGUCCUCUGAUGAGGAUAUGGAGUAUUACUACAAUUUCACAAGAACAGUAAUCACGUCUGAUCGAGAGGGAAGGCUUGAGCCAUGUAAUUUCUUCGAUGGAGAGGAGGAUUGUCACCUACCCAGGAUCAGCCAGCUUGAUGGUGUUGAUGAUGGCACAGAGAGUGAUGCUAGUGUAGCCACGACGGUAGGCAAAGCAACACAGGUGAACAAGAUAAAAGCCAAAGAAAAUGGAACGGAAAGCCUGGACCUUGAUGGAACCGUCAACAGUGGGGUCGAAGAUGUAGAAAAGGAGGAACAUGGUGUCAAAACAGUUUCUGACCUGAAAGGCAAUGAUUCAAAAUUAGAUAACUGUCUUCCAGUAAACAGAGUGAAGUCUCAGGGCCAAGACUCCAUAGGGGAGGUUUCUCUCACUUCAUUAGACACUGCCAGAAGAGUCCAUUCCAGCACACCUUCAGACAAGAAUUUGUUGGAUACUUUUAACACUGACUUGUUGAAAUCUGCUAAUGACUCUGAUAAUAACAAUAGCGAUGACUGUGGUAAUAUCCUUCCAUCUGACAUCAUGGACUUUGUUCUUAAGAAUACUCAGUCUAUGCAGGCAUUAGGGGAAAGCCCAGAGUCAUCGUCUUCUGAACUCAUAACGCUGGGUGAGGGUCUAGGUCUUGUUAGUAACAGAGGAAAGGACAUGGGCAGUCUCUUUGAAGUGUUUUCCCAACCUCUCCCCAGCACAGAAACUGUAGAAAGUGAUGUCUCAGCAUCCAUUCCUGCAGAGGAGCCAUUUGAGUUGCCUCUGGAGUUGCCAUCCGACCUCUCUGUUUUAACAACAUGCAGUCCAACUGUCUCCAAUCAAAGCCACAGCAGCCUCACUGUCAUUUCAACAUCACAGCUGACCACCUCAGAAGACCAAUCGGUACUGAAUAUACCUGCUGCUGAAUCGGUGGAGAAGGGGGUGACAGUGACAGGAGAGAAGUCAGUGACAGCAAAUGAUGCUGAAGUUUCUUUGAUAGGGCACCAAGUUGUGGAGUCAUCCGGUGAAAGCCACAUGGCUUCUGAUCAGUUCAUGCAAAGCCACAUGGAUACCGACCAGUUAACUACACCAACCUGUAGUCAGGUAGAGCAGGGGCCUAACAGCCAGGACAUGACUGGGGUUGGCACCAGCUCGCCAGUUGUCAUUCCAGCAUCUGUUAACUCCUCUGUGCCACCUCAAGGUCAGAAAUACAUUGCAAGUCCUGCAGACAGUCCUGGCCCUGCUCCCAUUAGCAACGCUGCAGUGCAAACAGCAACCCCACUCCUUAAACCAGGAACAGAUAACGUAAUUGUCGUCAAUCAGCAUGGGCAUCCACUCUAUGUUCUCCAGACAUAUCCCAGUGGCGUUACACAAAAGAUAAAUCUUGCACCUUCAGUGGGUCCUGCCCAAGCAGUUGUAGAGACAAACAAUGCAGUCCUUGCGCAAAAUGUUUCCAUGGGAGGUAACCUAGCGUUAGCCACAGGUUUAAAUGUAAGUUUGCCAGCUUCCCAAUCGAUAUGCACUUCUGCCACAAUGGCAAGCAGUAAAGGUUUGUUGACUUUGUCACAACACCCUCAGUUACAUUCCUUUGCGGGACCAACUGCAUCAGCAUUUCAGUCCAACAGCACUAGCUCUACGUCUGGCCUUCUCAUUGGGGUCCAGUCGCCACCUGAUCCGCAACUUUUAAACUCAGAAUCUAAUCAGAGGCCAGAGCUUGUCACUACCACAACCUCUAGUCCAGGAUCAUCCCAGGCUAAAAAAAGACCGAUAAACAGGUUACCUUCCAAAAAAGGCAAGAAGCUUGCACCUUCAUAUCAACAGACUUCUGGUUCUGCUACGGAAAUUGUGCCUAACAUAACUUUAAAUAAUUUCUCACCGUCACAAGUCCCUGGAGGAAUGACAAACCAGACCAGUUUGGUGGAUUUAGGAACACUUGCUAGCACUGGAGCCCAACGAACAAUUCCUAAUAUAAUUAAAAGGCCCAAAUCUGCGGUAAUGUGUUUUGAACAGUCCCCUUUGCCUGUGCCCCAAAUUCAGCAAAACCUGGGCGCAGUCGGUUCUACCAACAUGAUUGGCCCAGAAAAUGCUCAUUUGGCAGCUGGAAAUGUGUCAGCAUUGGGUCCAACCCAGUCAGUUUUGAACGUUGUAUCUAUGCAAGCAGCAACAGCAGCAACUAGUGGGGGUACAGUAACAGGACACAUUCUGGGUCAAAGUUCAGUCACCUUAACUACCCCUAUGUUACUAGGGACAACAGACAUCACUGGUUCAAUAAGCAAUCUGUUAAUCAAAGCUAGUCAACAGAGUUUAGGACUUUCUGAUCAGGCAGUUCCAUUACCUGGAACAGGAAUGUUCCAGCAUCUAGCACCGCCGCAUAGCCCAAGCAGUGGACCCCUGUCACCAUCUCAGAGUAUCUGCCUGCUGCCUUCCAGCCCUGCAGUUAGUGUACCAGUUGCACCAAGCUCAUCUGACCAGGACGGGGCCUAUCAGCUAAACCAACAGAUAUCUCAGUUUCUGUCCAGUAAAGGUGUUGCAUCAACCUCCCAGUUGGAAACAGCCUGUAAUUCAGGAAGUCAAAUGUCGACAACCAUGCUAACAGUCUCAACUAGUGUUGUGAGCAGCACAGUUGUUUUUUCAACCACCAGCAUGUCUUCACCAGUUUCAGUGAGUUCUGUGUUUUCCUCUACCAUGGACCGGUCUCCUGUCGACGCAAUGACUAUGGUGUCUCCUGAGUCCCCAAAGGCCAAGCCCAGGGUAAAACGGGCAUCACCUGCUUUGGACAAACAAAGCAUCAAAAAGCACAAAUCAGCCCAUGUUAUGACUGAAUCCUUUGGCGAUCAUCAAGCUACUCUGGAGUCUGAUUCAACCAAUUUACCCCUAUCCUCUAGUGCAGAAUCUAUUAGAGUACGGAUAAAGACGGUGCAACAUGCAGCAGAACCCAAUGAGCACCAGCAAGAAAUCAGUAACCGGGAUUCUGAAUCUCCAAGUCAAAUGGAACAUAUGCCAACGCUGCAACCUUUUGAAUCCAUGAAUACUGGAGCAUCAAACACAGAAGGACAGGAUGACUUUGUCACUGAAUCCAAAAGCUCAGAUGAGGACGACUCCUUCAGUUCUCCCCUUCUUGCUUUGCUUGAGCAAGAAGAAAAGAGGAAAGAAAUCAGGAAUGAGAAGAAAACAAAGAAAGGUCUGCUGUUUCAGAUUACGAGUGAUGAUGGGUUUCAGAUUCAAUGUGAUAAUAUCGAAGAGGGUUGGAGGGUGCUGACUGACAAAGUACAAGAGGCUCGGUCCAAUGCCCGCCUGAAGCACAUAUCAUUUUCUGCGAUAAAUGGACUGAAAAUGCUGGGUAUUUCUCAUGAUGCAGUAGUGUUCCUAAUCGAACAACUUUAUGGAGCCAAGCGCUGCAAAAAUUACAGCUUCAAGUUUCACAAACAUCAGGAAGUGGAUGAGCUUCCUAUCAACCCACAUGGAUCAGCAAGAGCCGAAAUACACCAAAGGAAGUCAGCAUUUGACAUGUUCAACUUCUUGGCUUCAAAACAUCGGCAGCCACCAGAUUAUUGUCCCAAUGAAGAGGAGGAAGAGGAGGUGCAGCUUAAAUCAGCACGGCGAGCGACUAGCAUGGACCUCCCAAUGGCCAUGCGGUUCAGGCACUUGAAAAAGACUUCUAAAGAAGCAGUUGGUGUCUACCGGUCACCAAUCCACGGACGAGGCCUUUUCUGUAAGCGAAACAUUGAUGCAGGUGAGAUGGUCAUCGAAUAUUCGGGUAAUGUCAUUCGAUCUGUCCUCACAGACAAACGAGAGAAAUAUUAUGACAGCAAGGGGAUCGGUUGUUACAUGUUCCGUAUUGAUGAUUAUGAAGUUGUGGAUGCCACGAUGCACGGAAAUGCAGCACGUUUCAUCAACCACUCCUGUGAACCCAACUGCUACUCACGGGUGAUAAAUGUGGAUGGGCAGAAACACAUAGUCAUCUUUGCUGUGCGAAAGAUCUACCGUGGUGAAGAACUUACAUACGAUUACAAGUUCCCGAUUGAAGAUGCCAGCAACAAACUGCCUUGUAACUGUGGAGCAAAGAAAUGCAGGAAGUUCCUGAACUGAGGAAAAAAUAAAUUAACUGGUGGGGGUAAAAAACACCCUCUUGAGGUGAUUGUAAUGAUUUUAUGGGAUCUCGGAAAGAAAAGCCCUUGGAUGGAAAUGGUGAAGUUGCUUUGCAAUCUGCAUUGUGAAAAUCUUGUAGAAAAAAAGAUUUUGAACACCAAGGUCAAAGAGUGGUUGUAGUAUAGGUGGGGCUCAUGCCAAAUAAUAAAUGGCAAAAAAAUGCCAUUCAAAUGAAUUCAUGGAGCUCAUGGUAUUAGUGCAUACUUGGUAAAAAUGCAUUGCUAAACAGUGUUGACUGCUGAUCACUUUCAGAUCUGCAUGGCAGAGUACUAAUUGACUACAGCUCCAUUUCCAUCCUUAAAACAUCCUGUACCAUAUAUGGAACUGAGUGAAAUAAUGAGUGCUACCCGCUUCCCAAUCAAUUAUGUACCAAGGCAACAACAAAAACUGAAAUUCACCCUGAAUUAGCUAUGUCACUUGAGCAGAAUCUCCUCUCUUGUAGAAGAAAGGUAAAGAUGGCAUGUGAGGAAAAUUAAUAUCUUUAACAGCUGUGCAGUGGAAAAGGCAGGGGCAGUACUGGGUGAGAGCAGUUUUGAUCCUUGUGUUUUGCAGUUUCUCCCCUGGGAGCAAUUUGCUUUAAUAAUUUUAAAAUGUGAAACCAACGUAUUCUUCAAAUUCUUUUCUUCCAAUGACAGCAGCUUCUCAACGCGGAGCUACUGCGAGAUGGCAGUGAAAUGAAGUGAACCAUAUUUGUACCCAUACAACACUGCAUAACGCCUGUAAUCCCAUAAAAUCACUUCAAUCUAGCAAGUUCCCACCCCUUUCCAGGAGGCAGUUGUCGCAUGUUUAAGUUUAAAGCUUUGUGAAUUUUUGGAACUUGAGUGGCAGAGCAUAGAAUUAACACUAACUAGGUAAGCAUUCUGCCUCAUGUUUCUUUGGAUUUUAGUUUUAAGUUUUUUUUCCAAGUUGCUUCAAAGUAGCACUGCACUUAAUGAUGAACUGGCUAUUCAGAGAAGAAAUUAAGAAAAUGAUUUGGAAGAUACAGGAAAAGGAAACAGGAACAGGGUACAUAGAAACUUCAUGCUGACCUCAUUAAUGCUGGAAAAGCCUGCUGAUAUAUGCCCACCUCUGAACCCCUGAAGUCGUCUUGCUAGUUACACACGAGUAUUGACGUUCACACCACUUGUUUGAAAUGCACUAGUGGUGCGGUAGCACCACUGAUAAGUUAAUUAAACUCUAAACUUCUGUUAGCACCCAUUUCUUGACAUUUGAUGGGGGUCAGGGGAGAAACAAAAAAAAAGACCCUUCCACUGAUGGGAGCUUUUAAUCAUUGGGUGGAGUGGAGUGAUCCAGAUUUAUGACUAUCAUGUCAUGGUUGUUCCUGUUUAAGAGAACAUGGGAAAAUUAAAAGAUAAAGCAUCUUGAUCUUCCUUUCCACUUACAAUCAAUAGACUUCUAAAACUCACGCUUGGUAUCACCUGACCACUGCUCUUUCCAACCAUGUCAUUAUCCUGCAUGAUAACUUUAACACUUCAUUUGAACACUUUUGUCCAACAAAUUAACACAUUUCUAAAAUGUUUGAAAUUCUUCAAGGUAGAUUCAUAUUGGAAGAGUAGGUAAAGUAACCUUGAACAUGCAUCCAUACAUAUAAAUUCAUGUUGACAUUCUUGAUUUAAUCAUCCUGUCAGUGUGUCUACUCCUGAGGACUGUUUGUUGUGUAGGGAAUUGCAAAUGUUUCAAGCCCGGCCAUGAGUGAAUUUCAGAAUUGAAAACCAGCAUAUCGUUGUGGAUGUACUGGCAUACGAAUGCUUAACAUACGCUUCUGAUGUUUCUUAAUUCACUUAUUAAUGCAGGUAUUAAAUACCUCCACUAAAUUAACAGGUAAAUGUCACCUAGUGUGUUAGUCAUCUGGUUUCUUUUUUUCUGCACCCCCACCACUUAACAGCUGUACUGCAUUGUAGUGUUGGGGAAAUGUGCUAAAAUAUUGCAUAACCACCAUAAUGGUUGUGAUAGUCUUUUAGUUUUAAAAAAAUGUUUAUUUUGAGAGUCAGGAAAUAAUUUCUGUUUCAAUGCUGAAAUGCUACCAUAACUGGCUCCUGGAAGACAGGCAUUUUUGACCAAAUGAAUGCAUCUCAAGUGGGUUUAUCACAGUGACUUAAUGUUUGAAGAUCUUGAUCCCUUAAUGUUUUGCACUGUGCGCUAUUGAGAUUGACGCUAAACCUAAUGUAUUUGUACUGACUACAGCAGUAUAUUGUUAUUCAGACUACAGUCGUAUUUCCAUGUGUCCCGUUGUCCAGAUUAUUAGUUGUAUCCUGUGUAUUCAAUUAUCCAGAUUAUAGAUGUGAGCCCUGUUAUCCAAACUCUGUUGAAUUUCCUAAAAGAAAAAAGUUCAGUUUGUCUGAUCAGGAAGUUGUUUUCUUAAAGGGGCACUGUCUUCAUUUUAAAAAAUAGAUGUCACAUACCCAACCCUCCUUCCACUUUCGUUCCUACCUCCUUUGUUGGCAAAGUGGUGCCCCUUUAAGCAGCAAUUGACAGCUAGAUGGACUGAUGGAUGGAAAACUGUUUCAGGAUAAUUUUUCCCUGAUGUGGUAUUUGUUGUCCACUAUUUCUCUUCAUUUAUACCUCUGGACAAAAGUUGGGUUGGUGAUUUUUCUUCUUGUUUCAUUUGCCUUCACUCAGUUACUGCUGCUUAAUGACAUCCAUCCGCCGCCAGCCUUUUGGGACCAUGUUCCUUGCUGCUAUGAUAGGAGCUUGUUUCUUGAGGGCACCUUUGCUCGUAGGGAGGUAUUAACCUCUUAUGUAAGAAAGCAGUGUUUACCUAAGAACGACAUUGCACUUCACCAAGUUUGUGGUGGAAUUGCCAGGGCAGCAUAUUUACAGCACAAGGAAGACAAGCCUUCUGAUUGUGGUGUUAAUGUUCAGGUAAUGGGGGUUCUACUG
Stegostoma tigrinum is the source of this 14992-nucleotide messenger RNA. RefSeq names its product lysine (K)-specific methyltransferase 2A (gene kmt2a). Gene Ontology annotation, biological process: positive regulation of DNA-templated transcription. Lineage: Eukaryota; Metazoa; Chordata; Chondrichthyes; Orectolobiformes; Stegostomatidae. The record is from RefSeq and is a predicted model, not a curated record. The transcript is spliced from 36 exons. Gene Ontology annotation, molecular function: zinc ion binding; DNA binding; protein binding. The coding region runs from base 74 to 12052 and encodes 3992 amino acids. Gene Ontology annotation, cellular component: histone methyltransferase complex; nucleus.